Aspergillus affinis is the source of this 450-nucleotide messenger RNA. RefSeq lists its product as uncharacterized. NCBI's taxonomy places the organism in Eukaryota, Fungi, Ascomycota, Eurotiomycetes, Eurotiales, Aspergillaceae. The coding region runs from base 1 to 450 and encodes 149 amino acids. The transcript has 2 exons. The record is from RefSeq and is a predicted model, not a curated record.
AUGCUCAACAAACACACCACUUCUGCAAUUGAUGGUUUGAGCCCUAGCGGAGGAAUUCCAGAUUCCUUGCACCCUCCAGGAUUCAGCCUAGCCAUUCUCUACCCAGGUAGUGCACCGGGCGCGCUCUCUCAACCUACCAGUCAACACAUCGACGGUGCCAUAUGUCGAGUUAAGUAUCAUUUGUAUGAAGUGUCGAUCUAUUGGCCGGUGAUAUACAGCAUCAUUAUCAACGGCUCUGCGGACCCCGAGCUGCUACCCUACGCACCACUAUUCUUCCAAUCCGCGACGAGUCUCCUUGGCUCAGCGAGCCUCGCUCUGAGAUUCUGGGAGCAGAUUGAAGCGUCGCUCGAUGCUCUGCAGGGGCCAAGUAUGCUGAGUCCGGCUGUGCAGUAUAUGCAGGAGUCGCUGAAGGUCCGAUUAGAGGAGACCAAGAUUCAACAGAGGGCUUGA